AUGGAAGUGGGAUCAAAUUACUCCACUAUCUUUACGAAGAACACCUUUCAGUUCUCCAUUCUGUCGCACAUGACGGCUGAGGGAGUGGUGUUUCCCCGCAUACCCGUAAAACAACACACUGUUCUCUAUAGCUUUCAUAUCCCCAAAGUGAUGGAAUCCGCUGUCAGGCUAGCAGUCAAAGCAGCACAAUGCCAAGCUGUGCUACGGGCAUGCCUUACCAACCACCUCAGCCACUGCCUUGCUACAAUGGCCUUCCUUAUUUGCCUACCUCCACGUGGGUCGCAUUUGAAGGAACUGCCCACACCCCAAGGGCGUCACUGUCGAGCUUCGAUCCAGGUACUCUACAGCCACCAUGCCUACCCUUACCCCAUGCUACACACCUGCCACAACAGCAACUACUACACUAUGGUCUAG
Messenger RNA from Hydatigera taeniaeformis, 414 nucleotides. The record is from the annotation of a GenBank genome assembly. NCBI's taxonomy places the organism in Eukaryota, Metazoa, Platyhelminthes, Cestoda, Cyclophyllidea, Taeniidae.